This is a messenger RNA of Acanthochromis polyacanthus (spiny chromis), 1285 nucleotides long. RefSeq names its product inorganic pyrophosphatase 1b (gene ppa1b). Gene Ontology annotation, molecular function: inorganic diphosphate phosphatase activity; magnesium ion binding. Gene Ontology annotation, cellular component: cytoplasm. Gene Ontology annotation, biological process: phosphate-containing compound metabolic process. The record is from RefSeq and is a predicted model, not a curated record. The coding region runs from base 104 to 979 and encodes 291 amino acids. NCBI's taxonomy places the organism in Eukaryota, Metazoa, Chordata, Actinopteri, Pomacentridae. The transcript has 11 exons.
UGCGCUGUGCCCUCUGUAAUAACCCACCCCUCAGCUCAGACGUCUCGUUCAGCUGCCAUCCUCCAUCCAAGAAGCCGAUAGAAACGCAGAUCUGCACCUAAACAUGAGCUUCACCGUAGAAGAGAGGGGAAACCCGAACUCCCUGAACUACCGCCUGUUCUUCAAAAAUGCCGAUGGGAAGUAUAUCUCGCCAUUCCACGACAUAUCCAUCUAUGCUGAUGAGAGCCAGAACAUCUUUCAUAUGGUUGUUGAAGUACCAAGAUGGACGAAUGCAAAGAUGGAGAUUGCAACAAAAGACCUCUUGAACCCAAUUAAGCAAGAUGUGAAGAAGGGCAAGUUGCGAUAUGUUGCCAAUGUUUUCCCUCAUAAGGGCUACAUUUGGAACUAUGGAGCCAUUCCUCAGACAUGGGAGGAUCCAGCUCAUAAAGACAGCGACACCUGCUGCUGUGGUGACAAUGAUCCCAUUGAUGUCUGUGAAAUCGGCAGUAAGGUGUGCUCCCGUGGCGAGGUAAUCAAAGUAAAGGUGCUCGGAGUCUUGGCCAUGAUUGAUGAGGGGGAGACUGAUUGGAAAGUGAUUGCAAUCAAUGUAGAGGACCCUGAAGCCAACAACUUGAACAACAUCAGUGAUGUCCAGCGCCUGAAGCCUGGUUAUCUGGAGGCCACAGUCGACUGGUUCAGGAGGUACAAAGUGCCAGAUGGGAAGCCAGAGAACUGCUUCGCUUUCAAUGAAGAGUUCAAAGACAAGGACUUUGCCAUUGAAGUAAUCAAGAGCACUCACAACUUCUGGAAAGCCCUCAUUUCCCAGCAAGCGAAUGCAGGAGAACUGAACUGCAAAAACACGUGUGUCUCGGCCUGUGACAGUCCUUUCUGCUGCUCAGCGGAUGAAGCUAAAGCUGCUGUCAGUGAGACAUCUCCUUGUGGAAAAGAAGAGCCUAUCCCCUCAUCAGUUGACCAGUGGUUCUACUAUGAGAAGAAAUAAUCCAGGAGCUGUUCUGAUUGGAGCAGAAUGAAAAUGGCCGAUGGAACCAAUAGAACGAUAUAUUAGGAACCAACAGGGUGACGGGGUGGUUGGAUGUGGGUCGGUGGUUGUCCUGUAGGUGGAGGGAUAGUUGUUAGAUGCUGUAGGGAAAGAGAGAAGUCAAAAAGUGCUCAUGUCUUGACCAAUUUAUUUUUCACUUAUUUAACAAAGAUCUCUUUGGAGAUGUGCUGUCAAACAGUGUACAGGUAGACACUUGUGUCUUGUAUGAGAAUAAACUGCUUUAAUAAAGCUUCUCUGGGUAAAUUA